This is a messenger RNA of Miniopterus natalensis, 2998 nucleotides long. It is a transcript of the gene FLVCR2, whose product is annotated as FLVCR choline and putative heme transporter 2. Gene Ontology annotation, molecular function: heme transmembrane transporter activity; heme binding. NCBI's taxonomy places the organism in Eukaryota, Metazoa, Chordata, Mammalia, Chiroptera, Miniopteridae. Gene Ontology annotation, cellular component: membrane. The record is from RefSeq and is a predicted model, not a curated record. Gene Ontology annotation, biological process: heme export; transmembrane transport.
AUGGUGAAUGAAGACCCCAACCUGGAGGAGAGCGAUGGCACCCCCGAGCAGGAGUCCGCGCCCCGGGCGAACCCCAGCGUCUCUGCCCAUCACAGCGUCUCUACCGACCCCAGCAUCUCCGCGCAUCCCAGCGUCUCGGCGCAUCCCAGCGUCUCCUUCCACCCCAGCACCUCUGCGAACCCCAGCAGUUCAGGCUUCCCCAGUACCUUGGCGCAACCCAGUGACUUGGCCCAGCCCAGCAGCAGCAGCAGCAGCUCGGGGCGCGAGAACCUCAGUGUGAUCAAGGUGAGCAGGCGCCGCUGGGCGGUGGUCCUGGUGUUCAGCUGCUACUCCAUGUGCAACGCCUUCCAGUGGAUCGAGUAUGGCGCCAUCAAUAACAUCUUCAUGAACUUUUACCGGGUCACGGCCUUUGCCAUCGACUGGCUGUCCAUGUGCUACAUGCUGGUCUACAUCCCCCUACUCCUGCCGGUGGCCUGGCUGCUGGAAAAAUUCGGGCUUCGCAACAUCGCCCUCACCGGCUCCCUUCUCAACUGCCUGGGGGCCUGGGUGAAGCUGGGGAGCCUGAAGCCACAUCUCUUCCCAGUCACUGUGUUGGGCCAGGUCGUCUGCUCCGUGGCCCAGGUCUUCAUCCUGGGCAUGCCCUCUCGCAUCGCUUCAGUCUGGUUCGGGGCUAAUGAAGUUUCAACAGCCUGCUCCAUAGCUGUCUUUGGCAAUCAGCUUGGAAUUGCCAUUGGGUUCUUGGUCCCUCCCGUUUUGGUACCCAAUGUCGAAGACCAGGACGAGCUUGCCUACCACAUCAGCAUCAUGUUCUACAUAACAGCAGGUGUCGCCACUCUGCUUUUCAUCCUUGUCAUCUUUGUAUUCAAGGAGAAGCCUAAACAUCCCCCGAGCAGGGCCCAGUCCCUGAGCUAUUCCUUGGCAUUACCUGAUACUUCGUACUUAAAGUGCGUCAGCCGGCUCUUCAAAAACCUCAACUUCGUGCUGCUUGUCAUCACCUAUGGUCUGAACGCUGGGGCGUUUUAUGCCUUGUCCACUCUGCUGAAUCGCAUGGUGAUCUUGCACUAUCCGGGGGAAGAAGUGAAUGCUGGAAGAAUAGGCCUGACCAUUGUCAUUGCAGGAAUGUUCGGGGCUAUGAUCUCAGGCAUCUGGCUGGAUAGGUCCAAAACCUACAAGGAGACAACUCUGGUGGUCUAUGUCAUGACUGUGGUGGGCAUGGUGGUGUACACAAUGACCUUGAGCCUGGGGCACCUGUGGGUAGUGUUCAUCACCGCUGGCACAAUGGGGUUCUUUAUGACUGGCUAUCUCCCCCUGGGAUUUGAGUUUGCUGUGGAGCUGACGUACCCAGAAUCAGAAGGCAUAUCAUCUGGCCUCCUCAACGUGUCUGCCCAGGUAUUUGGGAUCAUCUUCACCAUCUCCCAGGGGCAGAUUAUCGACAGCUAUGGAACCAAGCCUGGGAACAUCUUCCUGUGUGUGUUCCUCGCGCUUGGAGCAGUCCUCACUGCAUUCAUCAAGGCAGAUCUGCGAAGGCAAAAAGCAAACAGAGAGACUCCUGAGGAUAAACUUGAGGAUGAAGAGGAGAAGGAGGAGAGGGUUAUCAGCAAAGCGCCCACCACUGUGUCUGAGGAGCAUCUCUGAGAAAGGUGGCUGUGACUCAGGGACACGGAGAACACCCCCACCUCUUCAGUCAGCACAGCUCACUGCCAGCACCAAGGUCUUCGCAGGGGCAGCUUUUGGAGGGAACCGGCUGGAAUAUUUGUAGCUUGGACAGCAGUGCCUAUGCUUCUGGAACCCACUCAAGAGCUUGCACGGUCUAGUUGGGGAAAAUCGCACCUUUCACCAAAUGCAGAUUCGAUUCCCGCCCCCUCCCCUUUUAGGUUCUGGGAGCUGGUGUUGGGAGAGGCUGUUGGGUAGUGAAGUCAGUCCUGGCUUUGCACCUUGCCUUCCCUCUUCACCUCCAUCCCUCACGGAGAAAGCCUGCAAAAUUAUCAUGGAAAGAAAUCUUAUUCAGGAUAUUAACUUUUACUAGUGUCUUAAGACCCAGUUCUGAGGAGCGGCAGCUGCACUGGAUGAAGGUCAUCCGACUGACUGCUGACAUUCUGUGGGAGAGAGAGCACCAUUGGAACAAACCCACAGGUCCUCUGGACCUAGGUCCUCUUGGCCAAAAGUUGGGGGCUGACUCCAAACCCUCUUUCCUAAGAGCUGAUCAAACCUAACAUCAAUAAACUUGAGAAAGACUUCAUUGUAGCCAUGAAGAAGAAACUGAUUGGGGAGAGGUAACCACCUGGGUGUGUGGGUGCUGGGGGCUACCUUCUGAGUGUGUUUGUGAAGGCCCACAUUGGGGAACUUGGGUAGCUGCAUUUGGGAAUGGGGAGGUUCUUUCCUACAAAAGAAGUCCUUGCCCAGAGAUUCUGUGAGUCAUAGUCACCUCUGAUGCCUUCAGAUGGACACUGCCUUGAGGAACAGGGUGCUUGUUUUCUCUGGAGAGAGGGGAUACCGGCCAUCUUCCUAUAACCGAUCCUGAGAAAUCCAAAGCUGCUUCUGAGAUGAGAGGCCACAUUUGGCUUUUGAAAUGGGAAUUGAGCCCACUUAAAUUAAGGGUAUCCCACCUCUGGUGGGGACAGUAUUUGCACACCUACCCCCUUCUAGCAAUAACCUUUUAUCAGGUAUUCUGAAUUUUAAGGGAUUCCCUUUAAGCCAACCCAGGCUAACCUCCUCUCCUGCUGAACCUGCUGUCUGGCUCUACUCAUAGGCUUGGGUGGGUAGUGUCUCCUGAAAAUAAGACAUUUUGGUAAUUUCUUCUGUACAUUGAGCAGCUGCAAUCAUGACCACUGUUUUGUUUUGCUGUGGCUACUGCCCUGGACUCAGCAUAUGAAGUAGCCUGUGCAGGCGACAGUGCUGGGAUGCUUGGGCCACUGCCAGAGAAGCCAGGGGUGCAUGUGUGUACAGACACUGUUUAGGUGGGGGGAAUAAGUUAGGGAUGAAAGAGAAUGUAUGCCUU